AUGAGGGUAGCAGUGAAUUAUGAUGGUUUGAUUGGGACUCCUGAACAAUUAAAGUACGAUAAAAUGUGUCAACGCUUUGCUACACUGGCUGACAUGACUGUGGAUGAUGAUGUCGAAUUUGAUGUCAUAAUUGAUUGGAUCAACAGUCAAUGUCAAAAAAUGAUGAUGUUGAGAUCAAGUAGUAAUAGUAAUGUCUUGCGUAAUACUCAGACACCAUCCAAAUGUGGAGCAUCACAGCGUAUUGCGAGUGGUAGCAUAAGGGAUCCGGAAAGUGCGAAAAGAAAAGGUGCCCCUAAGAAAAUUCGGAAGAAGAGCCCAUUGGAAUCGAGUUUGAACAAAGUCAAGGGAACUUUGAGUUCAGCCAAAGGAAAGAAACCGAAGGUUAGCACAAGCAAUAAGAGAAAUGUUACACCCAUCAUUCUGCCACCUGGAGAAUUACACACGCCACUACCUUUCUCCUAUACAAGCCUCCUUAUGGGGGACCAACGAAUGGCUGCUAGAUUGGCCACUACAAUGUGUAACUCACUGAAAGAGAGACCAGUUUGGAUAUUUCAAGGAAAAGAGCCUCCCCAAUUUUUUGCAAUCUUUCAGCCUAUGGUGAUCUUGAAGGAAGGUGCCCUGUAG
Messenger RNA from Olea europaea var. sylvestris, 624 nucleotides. RefSeq lists its product as uncharacterized. The transcript has 3 exons. NCBI's taxonomy places the organism in Eukaryota, Viridiplantae, Streptophyta, Magnoliopsida, Lamiales, Oleaceae. The coding region runs from base 1 to 624 and encodes 207 amino acids. The record is from RefSeq and is a predicted model, not a curated record.